Molecule: messenger RNA, 1569 nt
Organism: Penicillium atrosanguineum
Lineage: Eukaryota; Fungi; Ascomycota; Eurotiomycetes; Eurotiales; Aspergillaceae
Exons: 1
Coding region: 1-1569 (522 amino acids)
Biological process (GO): transmembrane transport
Molecular function (GO): transmembrane transporter activity
Source: RefSeq, a predicted model, not a curated record
AUGGACUUGAAUGCCAUGGAGAAAACAAUGGAUCGAACGGCCGUCAACGCGAUAGCCGUACCGAGCGGAGUCUCCACGCCGAGGUCAACCUCUCCACCUAACCCUCAACCUCAACCACAAUCACCGCCUAACGAACAUGAACCGACUCUCAACCUCGUCACCUGGGAUGGUCCUAAUGAUCCCGAGAACCCUCAAAACUGGCCGCGACGUGACAAGCUAUUACGCUCAUCGGCGCCGCUUGCAGUAAUCUUUUCGAUCGCAUUUGCAUCUAGCAUUUUUGGAUCGGCAGCCGAGGUGACGGCACGCGAGUAUGGGGUUUCGCAGGAAGUGAUGAGCUUAGGUGUGGCUCUGUUCGUGGCAGGUUUCGCGACAGGCCCCGUUGUGUUUGCCCCGAUGGCUGAAUUAGUGGGCUCGGCUCCAGUGCUGGCGGUUGCUUUGGCCGGGUGCGCUAUCUUCCAGAUUCCACUGGGUCUUGCGCAGUCUGUCACCACGAUCCUGGUAUGUCGCUUUCUUGCUGGGUUGUUGGGAAGUGGUGGACUCGCUGUGGGGUCGGGGAUUUUGGCAGAUGUCUUUGUCGGACCGACACGAGGCGUCGCGGUGGGAAUGUCGGCGAGUUGUAUGAACCUCGCUUCGACUAUUGCGCCGAUUGUCGGUGCUUUCAUCGUUGAAAACUGCUCGUGGCGCUGGACGGCUUGGGUCACGCUGAUUCUCUGCGCUGUGGUCGGCUUCAUGUGUAUUUUCCUGCUGCGCGAGACAUCGCAUAACCGGAUCCUCAUGAAGCGUGCAGCUCGUUUGCGUCGUGAAACGGGCAAUCAAAACUGGAGGUCUCGAAAUGAGAUAGUCUCAACGGAUAUGAAGGUAUUGCUGCGCAAAUACUGCACCAAGCCAGUGCGCAUGUUGGUGCGGGAGCCCAUCCUCAUCGUGAUGACAGUCUACUUGACGCUUGUCUACGGCUCGUUGUACCUUUCAUAUCAGCUUUUCCCCAAGGCCUUUGAAAACAGAGGCUGGAGCACGCCCAUUGCAAGUCUCCCAUUCAUCGCCGUCAGCUUGGGUAUCGUGGCAGCAGUGGGACUUUUUUCACUCUUCACCAUGACCUGGUACAAGAAGCGAUGGGAUGCUUCUCAGACCGAAAAGGUCGAUGAAUCUCCCCGACCACCUCGCAUCACCCCGGAACAUCGACUGCCGCCUAUGAUCUUCGGCGCGGUGCUACUUCCGCCGGCUUUUCUGUGGUUUGGAUGGAGUGGCAAUGCUCACUGGUCAUGUCAGGUCAUAUCGUGUUUUGUCAUUGGGCUGGCACUGCAGCUUAUCUUCAUCUCGGGUAUCGUGUUCAUUGUGGAUGUCUAUCUACUCAACACUGUGUCCGCAAUCAGUAUCCAUGUCAUGGUCCGCUCCAUGGCGUCGGCCACGUUUCCUCUGUUUGAGAGGCCCAUGUACAACAGCUUGGGCAUCAACUGGUCGGCCACGCUGUUAGCCGGUUUAUCGGCAGUAAUUAUGGUCUCGCCUAUCUUGUUCAUGAUAUAUGGAGCUCGCAUCCGGAGCUGGAGUCGGUUCUCUGUCGGAAGCAUAUAG